AUGUUCCCCCGAAGUGUAACAUGUCGGCUUGGCCCCAAUGGUGAUCCUAUCUGGCGGAAAGACAGCUCGAAAUUAUUCGGCUGUGUCGAAGCGAAGGGCGAUAGUGACUUAUUUAAAAGUCCACCCAAACCUUUAGGACUGGAAGGAUCAGGAGAAUCCAAAACUUCUAAGCCAACAUCAAAGCGAUGGGAAGGAAUAUUCUCCGAAGAGGCUUCCAGAAGGCAGCCCUCCAGCAUCAAGGCAGCUGCCCGAGCUGCGGCAGAGCCUGGCAUGAUUUCACUCGGUGCUGGAGCACCAUCAGCUGCCUACUUUCCAUUCAAGGAGGUCGAUGUUAAAGUGUCAAAUGAAUUAGGAUCUUCGGCAGAUAUGGAGACACCCGAUUCAAUUAUUCACAUGGCCAAGUAUGACUUUGAGGCAGGAACCAACGACUACGGCCUUGAUGUUGCCUUGAAUUAUGGCCAAGGAACCGGUUCUGCACAAAUGAUACGCUUUGUGACAGAGCAUACAGAGUUACUACAUGACCCUCCUUACGCCGACUGGGGCUGCUGUUUGACUGUCGGAAGUACAGCUGCAUGGGACUCAACUCUCAGAAUCUUCUGCAACAAAGGGGAUCACAUCCUCGUUGAGAACUAUGCAUUCGCGAGUGCACUGGAAACAGCGUGGCCCCUGGGCAUCAAAACGCUCGGCGUGAAAAUGGACGAACAAGGAUUGAUUCCAACGCAUCUUGACGAAUUGCUUUGCAGCUGGGACGUGCAAGCUCGCGGGGCCCGCAAACCAUUUCUGCUUUAUAUGGUCCCGACGGGCCAGAAUCCUACUGGAGCUACGCAGUCUCUGGCCCGGAGAAAGGCUAUCUACUCUGUCGCGCAAAAGCACAAUCUCUAUAUUGUGGAAGAUGAGCCUUAUUACUACCUGCAGUUGCCGGAAUACCGCCCGAAUCAGGUGCUCAACUCGUCCCACAUGGAUGGUCUUAUUCCAUCGUAUUUGAGUCUCGAUGUGGAUGGAAGAGUCCUUCGAAUGGAUUCACUAUCUAAGGUCCUCUCACCUGGAACUCGAUUGGGCUGGGUCACUGCUUCCCAGCAGGUUAUUGAGAAGUUUGUUCGGCAGAACGAGACUUCAUCUCAGCACCCUAGUGGUAUCUCCCAGGUGAUUGUUUUCAAACUGCUCAAUCACCACUGGGGGCAUUCGGGUUUCUUCAAGUGGUUGGAAAGUAUCCAGAAAGAAUAUACUUGGAGGAGGAAUGUUUUUGCCGAGGCAUGCGACCAAUACCUUCCGAAGGACUUUGUGGAUUGGACUCCUACUCACGCGGGAAUGUUUCAAUGGAUUGAGAUCAAAUGGAAGUCCCACCCUCUGUAUAAGACUGGGAGUGAUCACCCGACCAUCCAAAAAGCAAUAUUUAAUUCUGCUGUGAAACAUAAAGUCUUUGUGACGCCCGGAUCUUGUUUCUGGGCUGAGAGCGAUGCGGUAGAAGAUCGAAUGUUCUUUCGGGCUACCUAUGCAUCAGCAUCGAAAGAAGACCUCACAGAAGCAGCCCGCAGACUUGCCUCGGCGAUCAAAGCGGAAUUCGAAUAG
Penicillium longicatenatum is the source of this 1569-nucleotide messenger RNA. Its product is annotated as aminotransferase-like domain-containing protein. The coding region runs from base 1 to 1569 and encodes 522 amino acids. Lineage: Eukaryota; Fungi; Ascomycota; Eurotiomycetes; Eurotiales; Aspergillaceae. Gene Ontology annotation, biological process: aromatic amino acid catabolic process; L-tyrosine biosynthetic process. The transcript has 6 exons. Gene Ontology annotation, molecular function: L-2-aminoadipate:2-oxoglutarate transaminase activity; pyridoxal phosphate binding; aromatic-amino-acid:2-oxoglutarate transaminase activity. The record is from RefSeq and is a predicted model, not a curated record.